This is a messenger RNA of Episyrphus balteatus (marmalade hoverfly), 4604 nucleotides long. RefSeq names its product circadian locomoter output cycles protein kaput (gene Clk). The record is from RefSeq and is a predicted model, not a curated record. Bases 1597 to 4245 code for a protein of 882 amino acids. Gene Ontology annotation, cellular component: nucleus; cytoplasm; CLOCK-BMAL transcription complex. Gene Ontology annotation, biological process: circadian regulation of gene expression; regulation of transcription by RNA polymerase II. Gene Ontology annotation, molecular function: protein dimerization activity; DNA-binding transcription factor activity, RNA polymerase II-specific; RNA polymerase II cis-regulatory region sequence-specific DNA binding. Lineage: Eukaryota; Metazoa; Arthropoda; Insecta; Diptera; Syrphidae. The transcript has 8 exons.
UAUUUUUAAAUAAAAUAAUUACAAGUAUCGAUGGAUUUUGUAGCAUUUUAUUAAAUUAAUACAAUUAAAAACCACAAGUCAUAUGAAAGCUUAUUUCAUCUCAUUGUUUUUUCUUGAAAGAAAUGCCUUUACCUUUUUUCCAAUGUCUGACGAAACCUAAGCCCUAUUUUAAAUAUUUGUCAACCCUUUAAUAUCUCACUGAUUGUGUGGCUAUUUGUUAGGUUAAAUUUUUCAAAUUAUCGAAACCAUAAAAAAGCAUCAUUAUUUCACUAGGUACGUGUUUGUAAAUAUUCUUCAAGUUUUCUCAGACUUCCUUGAGCACAAACUCAAAGAAAACAUACUAUUCCUUUUUCUCGCAGAAGUAAAUUAUUACGAGAGAUUUCAAUGAGUUCCCAGAAACAAUAAAGAAUUUCAAAACCAACUCCUGGUGACAAAUAAACCAACAAGAAAUACAUACCUUCCUCAACUCGAUUUUCCAUACAAAUUGUGGUUUUCUUAAGGCUUUAUUGUUCUAGUUUUACCCUUUUUUGCAGCAUCAGUCUAAGUUUUAAAAGAAACUUUGCUGAAAUUUACAAAGAAGCCCCAAAACCAAACACCAAAUACUUGCAAUCGAGAAAUUCUAGGAAACAGAUCCUUUGAAUUGAUUUUCAACGUUUAUUUUGGUAAAAUUGCAUUAAAUUUUGACAUAAAAAGCCAUUUUAUUUUUGAUAGGCUGGAUAACUUAAAACGUCAUUAUACUACAAACGUGUGUAUUUUGUGCCCUUUUUUUAAACCAUUGCGUUAUUAUAUAUGUUUGUGUAUAUAUGAUAUGAUUUUAAGUGUAGGGGUGGUACCGAAUAUGAAGAAGGCACUCCAUCUGCUAGUAUGGAAUAGCCUGGGCUUCGUAUAAGAUCCUGCGCAUCACCAAAUGUCCGUUACGUAAUUGGUUGAAUACAAAAUAAAUAGCAAAAUGCUUUUUUAGCUAGAGUGAGGCAAAGGCAAACGCAAAACAGGAAACAUGCCACAGGUAGUAGAUUUCUUUUGUUGCACAUCGAUUGUGUCUGUUUCGAUUCGAGACUCGAAGUCGUUGAGUCUGUGAUUUUGUUCCAACCAGAGUGCACUUGUUGCUCUUUUGAAACAAAAUAGCAAAAUCUCUCCCACACCAAUACACACACAUUAAUCGUCCUUGCAAAGGAUUUUACAUUGAUAUCGUUAUGAUUCGAAGACGGUAAUAUUGAAAUCAAUCCAAAUAGACAGACAUUCGGUAUUUGGAUUUCGGUGUGCUAACGGCGGAUUUGGAUUACGUUCUCGGAGUGUCCUUUUGAUAAAAAAAAAUAUAGAAGAAAAUUCGGAUAAAAAAAUAUCAUUCGAUAAAAAGUUCAAAAAAAUAAUAUUGUGAAUAAUUACAGGUGCAGAAUGUGCGUUAAAAAUUACUUCAUUUUGUUUAAUGUUGAUGCUACCUGAAUUUUUUAAACCCCAGACAAAAAAUAAAGAAAUCAAAAGUAUUAAAAAUUUUGUUUUCAUAAAAAAGUGUUACAAAAAAAAUACGCCUGAAACAGAAAAUUUAGAUAUUUUUCACCUUCUCAAAAUUGGAAUUAAUAAAAGCUGUUAUCAAACAUGGAAGAAGAAAACGACGAUAAGGAUGACACGAAAAGAAAGUCCAGAAAUCUCAGUGAGAAAAAACGUCGUGAUCAGUUCAAUAUGCUGGUGAACGAUUUAAGUGGCUUAAUAUCAUCAACAUCUCGCAAAAUGGAUAAAUCCACAGUCCUUAAAUCAACAAUUGCAUUUCUUAAACAUCACAACGAAAUAACUGAUAAAUCAAAAAUUCAUGAAAUACCUCAAGACUGGAAGCCUUCAUUUCUUACCAAUGACGAAUUUUCACAUCUUAUGCUCGAGGCACUCGAUGGAUUUAUUAUAAUAUUCUCCAGCAAUGGUUCAAUACAUCAUGUAUCUGAAAAUGUAACAUCACUUUUAGGUUAUUUACCGAGCGAUCUAUUGAAUAUGACAAUCUUUGAUUUAGCAUAUGAAGUUGAUCAUGAGAAACUAUACAACAUCUUUCUGAAUCCAGCGUUAGUGAUCGAUCCGCCUAAAAUCGAAGUAUCACCCGAAACUCAGAUAAAUGUUUUUGUUCAUCUUAAACGUGGUGUAUUGGAUAAAGUUGAUACUACGGCAUAUGAAUUGGUGAAACUUGUUGGUUAUAUAAAAAAAGAUGUUACAAAAUCAGAAAGUACAACGUCAAAUACUCAUUCCCGAUCGUUUUCGACGGAUAGCUGUGAUAAAGGUCUAACAUUUGUUGGAACUGGACGUGUGCAAAUGCCUCAAUUAAUUCGGGAAAUGUCCUCAAUAGAUCCGUCCAAGGAUGAAUUCACAUCGAAACAUAGUAUGGAAUGGAAAUUUAUAUUCCUAGAUCAACGAGCACCUCCAAUUAUUGGUUAUAUGCCAUUCGAAGUACUCGGAACUUCCGGUUAUGAUUACUAUCAUUUUGAUGAUCUCGACAAUAUUAUAAGUUGUCAUGAAGAAUUAAUGCAAAAAGGUGAAGGUAAAUCAUGUUACUAUCGUUUUUUAACCAAAGGUCAACAAUGGAUUUGGUUGCAAAGUGAUUAUUACAUAUCGUAUCACAAUAUAAGCUCAAAGCCCGACUAUGUUGUUUGUACGCACAAGGUGGUUAGUUAUGUUGAUGUGAUUAAACAAAAUAAACUCAACAGCAGUAAUAAGACCACGGCCAAAUGUACUUCAGCAACAGUUACGCUUAGAGAUCUCGAAGGUGCGGCAGCAGUUGGUGGAAGUGGUAGUGUAAGUGGGGUGGAUGUUAGUGGGAUUGAGAAAAUGCCAGCAACAACGACAACCAAGUCACCCGAAAUAGACUCAAGUAUAGUUUGGCCACAAAGAGCAGCAAAACUUGCGAAUUACGGAAGUAUGACAUCGGCUGCAGGUUUAUCUAGUAAUGUGAAGCGAAAACGUUACUCCCACACCAGAUGCAAUGAAUCUGAUUAUACCUCAGACUCAUCGUCGAGUAGGCACUCUCUAAUGACGCAUCUUAGUUCGCAAGCAAGAAAUCGACAUAACUUAUCAUCUCAAUUACAUCAAGCGCAGCAGCAACAACAACAACAGCAGCAGCAUUCUAUGUCAACUCAUCAACAGCAACCCCACCUACAACAUCAAAUGCAACAGCAGCAAAUGCAAUCUCUGCCCCAUACUAAGCUUACAAAGAUGUCUCAACAAGCAAUAGGUCUUCAGCUGGUUUCAAGUCCGCCUACUCAAUUCGCUCAGCCAACCUAUCCCAUGCGAAAUCCCCAGCUAAUGGGACACACCUUCCUCGAGCCACAACAGUAUCUAGCAGCAAUACCUGUGCAGCCAGUGAUAGCACCCUUCCCAAUGACCCCAGUCCUUUCUCCAAUGAAUAAUUCUUCCGAUAUUCUUCCUAGUGUAAUGAUGACACAAACUCAAACCCAAAUACAAGACCAGCUCCAACGAAAGCACGAUGAGCUGCAAAAGAUGAUAUUCCAGCAACAAGAUGAACUUCGACGAGUGUCUGAGCAGCUUUUAAUGGCGCGUUAUACCAUCAUACCAACAUAUAACAAUCCCAAUCAGAAUAGGCAUUUUCAGUUGGGCGCCAGUUCCAUAGACCAUCACCAGCAACAACAACCACAAUUUGUCAACUACAACUAUGGAAUGAAUGACCAACUGCAAAAUACCCACCACGAUGUUCCUAUGCACCAGCAACAGCACCAGCACCAGCAACAACAACAAACGCACCAGCAGCACCCCCAACAGCAAUCAACUCAAUCUCUGCAGCAACAAAUGCUACCGAGAAAUCCACCUGUACCUGAUUUGGAGCAAUAUGGCCAUGAAGAUAUCGAUGCGUUCUUGAAUGCCGAAGCACUCCAGCCAACGCUUGUCCUACCAUCACCAUCGCCAACCACAAUGAACCCACAACAACAGUUGCAACCCCACCAACAGCCUUCUGCAAUGUCCAUGAAUCCGCAUAAUCUCGGUGUGCAACAGGAUGAUAGUUUAUUGUCAUACAUGCACAUGCAAACUGAACCGACGACGACAUCAAACCUGCACUUUCAAAUGGGCAUUAGUGACGAUGGUUCGGAGAGUCGUGGUGAAGAUGUCACCGUUGCUGGGCAAAAUCGCUUCAACCCCUACCAAACGCAAAGCAAUCAAUUGCCAAAUGAUUUGGAGAUUCUGCCAUAUCAGAUGUCACAGGAAACGUCCCAGAUACUUUUCAACUCACCUCAUACGCCUGGACAAAGUCAAUAGGGGUGGCAUUAACCAGAUUGCGUUGUUCGCAUUCACAGCCCUUCGUAAUCUGAUAUAGCAACCAAUAACAUCAACAACAACAUAUUGUCAGUGCUAAGGUAUUAUUGUAUUAAUUAUAAAUAAAUUAAUUAUAGAACUUAAUUAUAACAAAAAAAAAAUGUAAAUAUAUAUGAAAUGCUAUGUAAAUGUGGAGAAUGUUAGUAUAACAAAUUUUUUUGUAAAUGUUUGAUUUGUCUGUGUAUGAUGUAUGUACGAGUAGGUAAUAUUUGUGUAGUUAUAAUAAUCAAAAAUGUACACAUAAUAAUAAUAUUAGAAAUAUUUUUUUAUAUUGAAAAUAAAAUUAAGAAAAUAAAAAAAAA